Messenger RNA from Rubroshorea leprosula, 2620 nucleotides. Lineage: Eukaryota; Viridiplantae; Streptophyta; Magnoliopsida; Malvales; Dipterocarpaceae. The record is from the annotation of a GenBank genome assembly.
AAUAUAAAAAAUUAAAAAUUAAUAUAUUUAUUUAAAAAUAAAUCUCUUUAAAUAAAAAAAUUUUAAAAAAAGAGAGUAAAAUUAACAAUCUUAUUUGUACAUUUUCUCAAUUUUAAUCGAAGCAGUUCCAUGCUAGCCAACAUCGCUGAAACCCUCAUUGCUCGCAGAUCUCUAAAUUCCAAUAACUUUGGAGGACAAAUUCCACCAUCUAUUGGUAAUCUAUCGAAUCUAUAUUUGUUGGAUUUGACUGACAACCAAAUAGAGGGACCAAUUCCAGUGUCAAAUGAAACUACACCUGGCCUUGACAUGUUGGUCAAUACCAAGCAUUUUCAUUUGGGACAAAAUCAACUUUCAGGCGAAAUCCCUGAGCAAAUUUUCAGCUCAAACAUGAGUCUGAUACAUGUGUUGUUUGACAGCAACAAACUCACUGGUCCUAUCCCUUCAACCCUUGGGCUUGUGCAAUCUUUACAAGUGAUACGUUUUGAUAACAAUUCCUUAAGUGGGAGUGUUCCGUCAAACCUCAACAAUCUCACAAGUCUUCAAGAGUUGUAUUUGUCUAACAAUAACUUGAAUGGCUCUUUACCCUCUUUUAUUGGCAUGAGCGAUCUCAACAACUUGGACUUGAGUAAUAAUACAUUCAGUACCUCUGUGAUUCCUACAUGGGUUUCAUCUUUGUCAUCCUUAACAACACUAUGGAUGGAAAACACUCAACUUCAAGGUGAAGUUCCUGUCAACCUCUUCAGCCUUCCAAAUUUGCAAACUGUGGGGCUAAAACGUAACCAGCUAAAUGGUACCUUGGCUAUAGGCAAGGGAUUUAGUAACCAACUGCACCUCAUAGAUUUACAGAAAAAUUUGAUAAGUGGGUUCAAUGGAAUAGAAGGAUACGACAUUCAGAUAAUACUUGCUGAUAACCCCAUUUGUGAAGAGAAACUCGCAACAACAACUUACUGUGUAGUUUCACAAUCAAAUUCCACUUCCUUGUAUACUACCCCUGCCAGCAACUGCCUGCCUGCUACAUGCAGUUCAGACCAAACAUCUCUGAUGCAGUUUUUCCAAUCCAACAAUCUUCCUGUUGAUUCAGUUUCACUAAGGGUUUCUACAAUUGCAUUUAUAUUUAGCAACCAGUUUUACCAGCCACCAUCUAAUCUUUAUGGACCUUAUUAUUUCAUUGGUGAUGCUUACAACCACUUUUCAGAUGCUACAAACUCCCCAAAAUCAACUACUGGCAUCAUUAUUGGAGCAGUUGUUGGUGGCUUUAUGCUUCUGCUACUUUCACUGCUUGUUGGGGUUUAUGCUUUUCGUCAAAAGAAGAAGGCAAAAAGAGCAAGCCUAGAGAGCAACCCUUUUGCACACUGGGAUGUUAAGAAAAGCAGUGAAAGCAUUCCUCAGUUAAAAGGUGCAAGAUGUUUCUCUUUUGAAGAGCUUAAGAAAUAUACAAAUAACUUUUCAGAGGCCAAUGAUAUUGGAUUUGGGGGUUAUGGAAAGGUUUAUAGGGGAACCCUUCCCAAUGGAGAGCUAGUUGCGAUCAAACGAGCCCAGCAAGGAUCAAUGCAGGGUGGGCAGGAAUUCAAAACAGAGAUUGAACUUUUGUCUAGAGUCCAUCAUAAGAAUGUUGUCGGUCUAUUAGGAUUUUGUUUUGAGCAAGGUGAACAAAUGCUAAUAUAUGAAUAUGUUCCAAACGGCUCUUUGUAUGAAACUCUAUCAGGAAAGUCAGGAAUCAUACUGGAUUGGAGUAGGCGACUUAAAAUAGCCCUUGGUGCAGCUAGAGGGCUAGCAUAUCUACAUGAACUGGCCAAUCCUCCCAUCAUACAUAGGGACAUUAAAUCGACUAACAUAUUAUUGGAUCAACGCCUUACUGCUAAAGUUGCCGAUUUUGGUCUUUCCAAGCUGAUAAGUGACACUGAAAAAGGUCAUGUUACCACACAAGUCAAAGGGACAAUGGUGAGUGCUUUUAUGCACCCACUUCAGUGGGAUAAUAAGGGUUAUUUGGAUCCUGAAUAUUAUAUGACCCAACAGCUAACUGAAAAAAGUGAUGUUUAUAGUUUUGGGGUGCUUUUGUUGGAGAUGAUAACUGGAAGAAGACCAAUAGAGCGAGGGAAGUACAUUGUAAGAGAGGUGAAUAUAGCAAUGGAUAAGACAAAAGACUUGUAUAGUCUUCGUCAAAUUCUCGACCCAGCCAUUGCGGAUACAAGCCUUAAAGGUUUAGAAACGUUUGUGGAUCUAGCAAUGAGCUGUGUGGAAGAAUCAGGAGCCGACAGGCCUACAAUGGGUGAAGUGGUAAAAGAGAUUGAAAACAUCAUGCAGAUUGUCGGAAUGAAUCCCAAUGCUGAGUCAGCAACAAGUUCAUCAAGUUAUGGGGUGGCACCCAAGGGAAGUACCCCCCAUCCAUACAACGAUGAGUCCUUAGCUUAUAGUAGUACAUUGCCAAUUUAAAAAGUUUGAACAUAUGUUGAGUUGGAUUUCAGUUUAGUUUUUUGAGAAAACAACUUUUGUGUUUAGCAUUUAGUUUGACAAGAGGACAUAUAUAUAUAUAUAUAUACAUAUAUAUGUAUAUGUAUAUGUAUAUGUAUGUGUAUGUGUUUUGUAUUGUAUCUCUUUCUUUCGCUUAAUUUGAUAGAAC